Messenger RNA from Cyprinus carpio (common carp), 1348 nucleotides. Its product is annotated as large ribosomal subunit protein bL28m. The record is from RefSeq and is a predicted model, not a curated record. Lineage: Eukaryota; Metazoa; Chordata; Actinopteri; Cypriniformes; Cyprinidae. Gene Ontology annotation, molecular function: structural constituent of ribosome. Gene Ontology annotation, cellular component: mitochondrial large ribosomal subunit.
ACCACCGGAAGGUCAGCCGUGCAAACAACCAAUCAGCGCAGUAAACACUGGCGUCUGUCACAGGAAGUGACGUGAGGUGCCCUUGGUUAGCUUGACAGCGUGUGCUGAUAAUGUAAAAUUAAAUUAAACGUCCUCUGUUCGCGUCAUUCCUCGGUUUUGUCCAUUAAAAUGCCUCUACACAAGUAUCCACCAAAAAUCUGGGAAGCCCUGAAGCUGCAGAAGGGCAUCUACGCCCGUGUACCCCAGCACUACCUGCGCUCUCUGCAGGACAACACCCCUCCUUCACCUGUGCACUGGAGGCCUCUGGGUGUCAAAUACAGACUCCGUCCUACAGCGGGACACAGAGAGCGCGUGCAGGAUGUGCCUGUCCCCGUCUAUCACCCGCCAGAGUCACAGAGCGGACUCUGGGGGGGAGAAGGCUGGAUAUCUGGCUUUAGAUAUGCUAAAGAUGACAAGCUUUCUUCAAGACUGCGCAAAACCUGGAAGCCGCAGCUGUUUAACAGAGAGCUGUACAGUGAGAUCCUCGACCAAAAGUUCACUGUAACGGUCACAGCUCGCACGCUGGAGCUUAUCGAUGCUGCUUUUGGCCUCGACUUCUACAUUCUUAAGACACCGAAGCAAGAUUUGAACUCCAAGUUUGGAAUGGAUCUAAAACGUGCGAUGCUUUUACGUCUGGCACGGAAAGACACAGAUCUGCACCCUCAUGAUCCGUCUCGCAGGGAGAAAAUCUACAACUGCUACAAGCAGCAGUUUGAGAUCCCAGAGGAGGAGGCUGAAUGGGUGGGUUUGAGUCUAGAGGAAGCAGUGGAGAAACAGAGGCUCCUGGAAAAGAAGGAUCCAGAGCCUCUUCACAAGAGUUUGGCGAAGAACCUUGUGGAGGAGCUCGCCAUUAAGAAGCUCUCAGAGCCUCAGAUUGUGGAGAAAAAAUGACAUCCUCCAUAUCUGUCAUACAGUCUGAAGAAUAAACAAUAUUGUAUUUAUUUUGUAUUAAAAUCACCAACAGCUUGCUGAUAUUCUGUAUAUAUAUUAUUUUUACUUAAAAAUAAAUUGAAUCAGAGAUGUAUUUGCCGAGCUGAUAGAAAUAUUAAAUUUUCUGGCUAUUUGGAAACUGUAAUGUUCUACUAAUAAUGUUUCUCAUUGGUUAUCUUUUUGAAAACCAAAUCCUAAAAUUCUAGUAAUGUUCUUUUAAGGUUCUCUUUUUAUUAUUCUUUAGGUGUAAACAAUUUAUUUAAUGUUUAUUUAUAGGUUUAUUUAUUUAUAACCAUCAGAACUUUCGCAGAAGGUUCUGGGAACCAAAAAUUGUUUGCUGGAUGCAGCAAAGAAUAAAGAUUUUAUAAGUUGACAUUUA